Molecule: messenger RNA, 783 nt
Organism: Arachis stenosperma
Lineage: Eukaryota; Viridiplantae; Streptophyta; Magnoliopsida; Fabales; Fabaceae
Exons: 2
Coding region: 1-783 (260 amino acids)
Molecular function (GO): protein dimerization activity
Source: RefSeq, a predicted model, not a curated record
AUGGGAAUCACUAAUGUUCUUUGCCAAGCACUGCAACAACAAUCUCAAGAUAUUCUUAAUGCAAUGCAUAUUGUUUCUACAUCAAAGUUACUUCUUCAACAAUUAAGAGAUGGUGGAUGGUGCAAUUUUCUUGUAAAUGUUAAAUAUUUUAGUGAAAAGCAUGAAAUUAAAGUUCCUAAUAUGAGUGCACAAUAUAUUUUUGGAAGAGGUCGAUCUCAUCAACCAAGUGUGACAGUUGAGCAUCAUUAUCGAAUAGAUGUAUUCUUGGCAACAAUUGACUCUCAAAUACAAGAGUUGAAUAGUAGAUUUAAUGAGCAAACAAUAGAGCUUUUGGCUUUGAGUUGUGCUUUGGAUCCUAAGGACAAUUUCAAAUCAUUUAAUAUUGAAGAAAUUAACAAGUUAGCAGAGAAGUUUUAUCCCCUUGACUUUCCUUCUAAUGAGCUAAAUAUUUUGAAAUCUCAGUUGCAACAUUAUCAGCAUGAUAUACUAAAUCAUUUGAAAGGCAUUGGUACACUUUCUGAAUUGUGCAACAAGUUGCAAGAAACAGAAAAAUCAAGAACUUAUCACAUGGUUGAUAGAUUAAUACGUCUUGUUUUGACUCUACCAGUGUCUACAGCAACAACAGAAAGAGCUUUUUCAGCAAUGAAAAUUGUUAAGACAAGACUCCGAAUAUUGGGAUUGGAAGAGAAGAAAAAGUUGCCGGAUGAGAGAGGUGAGAUGGAGGAAGGAGGCGAGACCCGAUCCGUGAGCACAAAUGCGGUGGAUCCGGCGUGGCGACGGUGA